AUGUCAGAAGGAGAGAGCAAGGACAGUGUGGGCAGUGAGUGCCCUGUGUGCUAUGAGAAGUUUCGGGACCUAGAGGGAGCCAGCCGGACCCUGAGCUGUGGCCAUGUCUUCUGCCAUGACUGCCUUGUCAAAUACCUGCUCUCCUGCAAAGUGGAUGGGCAGAUCCAAAGGACCAUCAUCUGUCCUAUCUGCCGCUAUGUCACCUUCCUCAGUAAAAAGAGCUCCCGUUGGCCCUCUUUGUCAUCGGAAAAGAGCCCCCAGACCUUGGCAGUCCUGUGGGUCCGGAUAACCCUACCCUCUCUGGAUGCCUUGGCCACCAACCCUGUCACUAUUCCCCAUCCUCUCUGGGUUCCUUCUCAGAGUCAGACAAGGGUCUCACCCCAAAGCCCUUCAUUUCCCAGGGCUCUGCUACCUAGCCUAGGCCGAGAGCCCCAGAUCUUUAUCAUCAGUCGACAUGUGCCACUAGGGGAGGAGGACAGUGUCCUGCGGCAGAGCCUAGCUGACCUCUCAGAGGCAUCCCCAGCACGAAGCUCUUUCUGCACACGUUGCUGCCGUUCUCGAGUAAUGCUGCUGAUAACUCUCAUCACGAUAGUGGCUGUGGUAGCCACUAUCCUGCCCUGGGUCCUACUGGUGAGGAAGGAGGCAUGA
Molecule: messenger RNA, 648 nt
Organism: Dromiciops gliroides (monito del monte)
Lineage: Eukaryota; Metazoa; Chordata; Mammalia; Microbiotheria; Microbiotheriidae
Gene: RNF222
Product: ring finger protein 222
Source: RefSeq, a predicted model, not a curated record